CAGCUCGCUCACUCAUCGCCAUCGCCGUUAGCAAUAUCAAUAUCUACACAGAUGCCUCUUCACAUCAAACAGGACAACUUACUUUAAUUUCGUCUCGCACUGCAUCCAAAGAACAACAACAUCAGGCGCUUGAAGCACAACAGAGUCGAGGAUGGUACCGUCGAGCACAGCACUCAUCACCGCUGCUGCUGCAGCCAGCCUGUUGCUGGGGCCUGCACUGGCCACCGGCAGCUCAUACCCCGACCCUGCCAUAUCACGCCCGCAGAACCUUAACUCGGACGGGCCCGUGGCGGCACAUGCAGCUGCGGAGGCCGACCAAGCCAGCCACGAAAUGGACGAUGACGAGAGCGCCGAGGUAGGAGUGCCAGAGGAGGACUGGCCGCUGGACUGGCAGCCGGAGCUAAAGAGGUCGGAGGCGGGAGGCGAGGAAGAAGGGAGGGUACUUUUGAAGAGGGAAACCAGUGCGGCGCCCACGAUAUACGGCGUCAGCAUCUGGCUGAUACUCGCAUGGCUUGCUCUGCUGUACUUGAUGUAUAAGACUGGCUCUCUAUGAUUGAUGUCUGGGACACUGUGUUCAUUGUAUCUGGGGAAGAACGCCAGCCAAUACUAUAUUAAUGAGCAUUUAAUUUCAUCCGCGUGAGGCGGCAAC
Molecule: messenger RNA, 649 nt
Organism: Diaporthe batatas
Lineage: Eukaryota; Fungi; Ascomycota; Sordariomycetes; Diaporthales; Diaporthaceae
Exons: 1
Coding region: 152-553 (133 amino acids)
Source: RefSeq, a predicted model, not a curated record